AUGUCGUACAGAACACAGACAUACGACACCCGACAGGGUCCUCCCAGAACCAAGGAUGUUACCGUGCCACGAGGCUCCAGAUUGCCCGCGGCUGGACAAGCUGGGAGUCUGUCAGAGCCCAGUUGGUCAGGGGCAGACGCAGGUUCUGGUUAUCGGUCCGAUGCUCUUACUAUGGAGCCAGCGAAAUCUUCAAGUGCAAAGCCUCGCCUGAAGCCGACGUCCAUCCCUAAAUCAACCACGAAAUCGCCGUCGUUGAGACCGACUGCGUCGUCAAAGGUUGCGGCUCCUCCAUCUUCCAUGAGCAAGUCGACUUGGGGACCGCCAUCGUUGUCGCAAGAGGUACCUUUGAUAAUGGACUCUGAUCGAAGAGAAGGUCGAAGAGGGGGUCGAACACACGAUAGACCUCCUCCAGUGCGAACCGCGAGACUGCGCGAGGCUUCCAGCAGAGCGCUGUCCUCCCUAGACACUGAGCGCGACGCAAUCUUUGGCAUAGUCAUGCCUAGGACCGCAUUGGCAGCUCGGCACGCAGACCUGCCGCCUCGACUGAUACCUGAGCUGCAAGCUCUGGCUGCAUCACCGGCACGGAACCAAGUACCAUUGAACAAUUCUACGAGCUCGAUAGAAAGUCCAUCCACGUGGCUGUCCAGUUCCAGAAGUCCUUGGAGUGAAUCAACAACAAUGACAACUCCAACGUCAUGGUCGUCAAGCUCCCCAAGCGUCAUACAGCACAUGCCAGUUAAAACGGUGGGCAAACGCCUACAUACUGUGCCUGUACGGCAAGCGAACCGUGGGAACAUCCCAGAAGUGCCAGCCCUUCCUGAGUCAUUCUCCGCAAGUGGGGCCAACUCUGCGCUCAGCUCGAAGGAAGUAAAGAGGAGUCCUAGCAGAAAGAGGACGCCGCUGAGCACACCUGCACCGACACCUCCUCCUAGAACCUCUUCUGCCAAGCAAUCACUGAGUAGGAGUAGCAGCAGGAGUCGUAUACCACAACAGCCUACACCACCAUCUUCCGAGCCCGAGGGCAGCCCGCUUCCCCGGCGUACGCAGAAAGAUAUGGACAAUAUCGCCGAUACUCUCCAUCAAGAUUCUGUUACCCGGGCACAUGGUGAGCUUCAGCAGUCGUUGGCCGCACAAUGGGUCAAGCAAGGUCAGCCAGUGACGGUGCCCUGGGCUGCAGAUCGCGAUCGAGCACGUCUGUGGCCUGAGCGGCCGGAAGACCAGGGGAUGGUUGAGCAUGUUCUUGGUGCUGACGAAAGGGAAGGAGACUUGGUCCCGUCUGGGCAUCAUCCGAUCACGCCUCCUGAGACGAUUCCAGCUGUACCGGAGUCGCCAAGUCGUCUUGGGAAGCUCUCUCGUCUGGCUAUAUUUGGUCGUCGAGGAAAGUCACCGGCGAAAGAAGUUGAAAGAAGUCCCCGCAAGCUGCAGCGCAGAGGUCCUACCACUGGAACAGGCCACGAAGGUUAUGGAAGAUACGGACGCCGUGGCCGGAAAGCGUCGCAGGAAACGGCUUCUGCAAACAACAGUGAAAGCGAGAGGUCCGUCAGCAGUACGAGGAGAAUACCUUUGUUCUCGUCCAAAGGCAGCGCCAGCCGCAGCAGCAGUCGACACCAUCGGAACAGUCAAUCUGAUCUGGACGAGUUUGUUUCAACCCGAAUGAAGCCUGUACCGAUUAUUGGAGGAUCUGGAAAUAGUUUAAGAAGUGAAUCUGACAGUCGCGUCGAUGUCUCCGACCGCACACUGCAGCCUCUGGAUUCUGAUCUUCAAGGGGCCACACCCUCACCAGAUGUACAAAUUCUCGAGGAUACUGCAGAUCUCCCCAACCGUGUCUACAAUCAAGAGCGACGGCCAAAUCUAGCCGUUCGCAGGUCCCAACGAUUUGGAAAAGAUUCAGAGACUUUCAACAUACCGACAUCUAUCCGGACGGAUCAGAUUUCUGUUCCACUAUAUGUCACUAGUCAAGACGAGGGACGUGCCUCUGCGGUUGCAAUAUCGACGUCGACUCCAAGUUCCACAACCGAGUUUAAUCGCGGUGAUGCUGGGUCCACUAAAACAAAGGAUAAGAGGACUCGGAGGUUGAGAUGGAACAUUUUCCGAAGGAAAGACACAGAUAUGGAGUCACAAAAGACGUACAUUCCACCUUCCACAUCGCCAGAGGAAAUGACUGUUACCAUUUCGACUAUCCCAGCACCUCGUUCCAUGCCGUACUAUGCUAUGAUGGAUUCUGAAAGUGAAGUGAACAACAAUGAGCACGUUGGAGAUUUCCUGGAGCAAGUCGUUGAUUCUCCAGCCAUCAGUCCUCUGAUGGGUGAGUAUGAGCCUGACUAUAUGCAAACGGAGCAUGCGCAGCAAGGCUACGACGAGGAGCCUUACCUGCCAACAGCACCUACCUCACCACCCCACUUCUUCGCGAGCCCGCUACCGGCAGUGCCGCUGCAGAGCCCACGCGAACAACCCCCUCUUCGGCCGGAACAGCCGAGUCAGAGACCACCCAGGCUUCCUCGAGUCGGAAGGAUCCCACAAGUGGUGCCGAGAGCUGAGAGAGAGCACAAGCCUAGCCGGUCGUCAUUUUCUCAGCCUUUUGCAAGAUCUUCAGCCCCUGAUAUUGUCAGUGAUCAGUCGGCAGUUGCUGAGCCGACCCAGACAUUAUCUUUCCAACCAAGGAUAGAUAUACUUCCGAGCACUACUUUCAAUCCUUUAGAAAGUGCAAAACCUGUUGCUGCUGCGCUUGGAGAGCCAGAAUUUCUGCGCUUUCCUUCAAGCCAGGCUUCCGAAACGUCUGCUUCCAGCAGUUCUGAGGGCGUAUUGAGCAUUCUUGGCCCACCACUGAUUCCAAUGCUGCAUACCGAAGAGUACAUUGCCAGACACGCUCGGCCGGCUGAUGCAUCCAUGCCUCAGAGUCUCACAACAGAUGAGGUCUGGAAUGAAUACGACGAUUUCAUUGACCAUGUCAUGUCACCCUCUGGGACAAGAAUGAGCGGCAACCGCUUCGCUGACAGGCAAGUUGCAGGUCUGCGGCCCAUUCACGGAUCGCAAGCAAAUUCCUCACCCACGGAAGCUCUACACGCAAGAAGCAAGAAGACCAAUGUCGAGCUCUCACGACCUGAGGUCCGUGGUGUGCAGAGGCCGCUAGUUCGGAAGCCAGUGAUGACAUUGAAACCAGCUACGGCUAUAGCUGACAAAGCUUCAACGCCAAUGCGAGUUGCUGCGGAAGACAUUAGACUGCGCAGGUCGAGGAUUGUCUCAGCCCUUCACCACUCAAUGGACCCGGCAUCACCACUGUCUAUCCGUGAUUUCCUCCGUGACUAUGAAACUGCUCAGAGAAAUAGCGCGAGUACGGCCGACCGCACGAGUAUUCCAGCUACCGCUUCCUCCUUAGAGCUCUUGCCAACAACAAAAGGCACUGCCGAGACGGAUAUUGGGCCCAGUCAUCAGGAGAAUGCCGAUCUCUUGGAUGUGGUUGCACGAAAUAAAGAUCCUGUUGGCCAGUCGGAACUACAUUAUGCCUCGUUGAUGGUCGCCAAGUGGCUUUCCUUUGGAAGGGUAUUGUUUUCUCCCGCACAUGACGAGAUUCACACUAUACCCGAACGACGUAUCCUUGUCAUCGACGGUCUAGGAAACGAGGACUGGGCCAUCUAUUGUGCUGUAAACUAUGAAGCACAAAAAGCAGUCGUCUAUGAUCUCAAGGAGAAAGCAAGCAAGAGAGCCUCCAAGGGGUCAAGGGUAUCAGAGAAUGGCGCGGGAAAUCAUCGUCGGGCGGAAAUAGCCAGCUUUCACGAGCGGUUUCCCUUCCCUUCUGCUUACUUCUGUGCCGUUGUGGUCCGAUUCCCGCCCGCUAUGGCGGAGGCAAAAAUGAAGAACAUCAUGUCUGAAUGCAGGCGAAUCUUGUUGCCUGGCGGAUACAUUGAACUCAUGCUUCUCGAUCUUGAUAUCGUCAACAUGGGUGUCCAGACUCGACGGGCUGUACGCGAGUUGAAAUUCAGAAUGACGACGGCCGACCGACAGAUCAGCCUAAGGCCUAUUAUUGACAAUGUCCAGAGCGUGCUCGGUGCUCGAGGAUUUUCCAACAUCAGUCGUUGCGUGGUGGGAGUGCCUGUGGCUGGCCGCCCGUCAAGGUCAACCGACUCGUCUUCAUCGUCUCGAUCUAGUGGUGGCUCAGAAGGAUUUACUCAACCUGGAUUAGGAGAUGCAAGACAAGUGACCGCGUCGCCUCGGAUGGCUUUUGGCCAAGGGAGGAAAGAGACCAAUCUUUCUCUGAAUGAUCUGAUUGCCGAUCACUCCGACGAUGCUGAUGCGAGGAUCAGUAAAAUUGUCUCCAGAACUGCCAGAACUUGGUGGCAACAUUGCUUUGAAGCGAGUGUGAUUUCUGACGGCAACCUUGCGAAGAGCAUCUUUGCGGACAAGAAUGUGUUGGGCGAAUGCAAGAGCCGAGGUUCGAGCUUCAAAAUGCUGAUUGCAUAUGCACAACGCCCUGUUUUUGAAGGGAGACGGCGGACGAUGAGCGAAUCCGCCGUUUCAACGCUGGCUACAGCUGGAGCUCACAGACAAGCCCAAGCAUCAUCCAGCGGAUCACGCACAGCGUGA
Messenger RNA from Exophiala xenobiotica, 4581 nucleotides. RefSeq lists its product as uncharacterized. Lineage: Eukaryota; Fungi; Ascomycota; Eurotiomycetes; Chaetothyriales; Herpotrichiellaceae. The record is from RefSeq and is a predicted model, not a curated record. The coding region runs from base 1 to 4581 and encodes 1526 amino acids. The transcript has a single exon.